AUGUCGCUGUUGGAUCCCCGCCAAUUUUUGCUUCCCGCACUUUAUUUGGACCCGACGACGCAGGCGCUUCUCGCACAAGCAUCAGCUCAAUACGGUAACGCCGGCGGCAAAAUGACGCUGAACAAUUCGUUUCGAAUCUCCGAUCUUCUCGAGCCAUCAACAAACACCUCAGAUAAUUCGCAACGCUCGAACACAUCGGAAUCGCCGUCAUCACCAAGAACAACGAGUCCCGGCAUUGAGCGUAAUUGCUCCGGGAGUCCCGGAAUGAUGGGAUCAAAGAAGGCCCGAAAGGCGCGCACAAUUUUCACCGACAAGCAACUCCAAGAGCUCGAAAACACCUUUGAGAAGCAGAAGUACCUUUCCGUUCAGGAUCGUAUGGAACUCGCUCAUCGAAUGGGUUUGACGGACACCCAAGUCAAAACGUGGUACCAAAAUCGAAGGACCAAGUGGAAACGGCAAGCUUCCGUUGGCAUGGAUCUCCUUCAUGAUGCCUCAAAUAUGGCUGCGGUUCAACAAUUGCUGCGAUCCAAUUCAUACUGGGCCAACUACCUUAAUCAGCCAGGAGGCCUUCUUCCAGGAGCCUGUAAUGGUGCAUUUCUAAAUUCAAUGGUCCUUCCUUCGGUUGUUCAAAGUCCCAAUUCCCAGCUCUCAUUGUUCACCCUUCUAGCAAACCAGGCAAAAGAAGAAGGUUCUCCAACUCAGGAUAGCAGCAAGCCUGAAACCCCUGAGCCCACCCAAGAGCAAGAUAAUUAA
Molecule: messenger RNA, 753 nt
Organism: Caenorhabditis bovis
Lineage: Eukaryota; Metazoa; Nematoda; Chromadorea; Rhabditida; Rhabditidae
Source: the annotation of a GenBank genome assembly